Penicillium argentinense is the source of this 174-nucleotide messenger RNA. Its product is annotated as YqaE/Pmp3 family membrane protein. The record is from RefSeq and is a predicted model, not a curated record. The transcript has 3 exons. Bases 1 to 174 code for a protein of 57 amino acids. Gene Ontology annotation, cellular component: membrane. Lineage: Eukaryota; Fungi; Ascomycota; Eurotiomycetes; Eurotiales; Aspergillaceae.
AUGCCUUUCACUGCUUCCGACAUCUGCAAGAUCAUUUUUGCCAUCAUCCUGCCCCCUCUGGGUGUCUUCCUGGAGCGCGGAUGUGGUGCUGAUCUGCUCAUCAACAUCUGCCUGACCAUUCUGGGUUGGUUGCCUGGUAUCAUCCACGCUCUCUACAUCAUUUUCAAAUACUAG